This is a messenger RNA of Myxocyprinus asiaticus (Chinese sucker), 4623 nucleotides long. It is a transcript of the gene il4r.2, whose product is annotated as interleukin 4 receptor, tandem duplicate 2. The record is from RefSeq and is a predicted model, not a curated record. The coding region runs from base 459 to 2159 and encodes 566 amino acids. Gene Ontology annotation, cellular component: membrane; external side of plasma membrane. Lineage: Eukaryota; Metazoa; Chordata; Actinopteri; Cypriniformes; Catostomidae. Gene Ontology annotation, biological process: cytokine-mediated signaling pathway; immunoglobulin mediated immune response; production of molecular mediator involved in inflammatory response. Gene Ontology annotation, molecular function: cytokine receptor activity; protein binding. The transcript has 10 exons.
CGGCUGCCUUAUAAGUAAUAGCCUGCAUUAUAACAAGCCCCUUCUUUAUCAGAUUUCCUUUCAAACAGCUUCAUUGGACAGGCGCUCUUAUCGUUUUUCCCUGGAAUUCAAUACGCUUUCCCAUCUGCGUGAACAGGCCAGAGAUCAGCUCCCGACUGCCUCAUAUCGCGUGUGAUGUAGGAACAGGACACGCUGGAGCAGACCGGGAGUCAGCGGAUAACAGCCAAAGAAUCGCAUGUGUUCCAGUAAAGUUCGAAAGCUGCCCCGGUUGCCAAAUACCACAUUGCGAACAGGAAGUUUCGUGUUAAGUGUCUGAGCUAUUCGUUCGGAAACUGUAUGUGUUUGUGGGUGAAAUCGCAUGUUUUAUUUGUGUACAGAGUGAAAUAUAGGAAAUAAAGACAAUUCGACUUCUCUUAGUUUACGAUACGGCAACGCGCUGACAAAUAAGGACGGGCACGAUGUAUUUCACAGCUCUAUGCAGUCAGAUAGUUCUCAUGCUUCUUUGCCACGCACUUUGUUACGAACCAGCAGAGGAGGACUUCAGCUGUUUCAAUGACUAUGAAAGAGAAAUGAAAUGCAGUCUUUCUUCUAAAAAUCUCAUAAAUUGCUCUGAAUACAAGCUCAACACAACACACACUGUAUUAGAAGAGCUAAAUAAAUAUACAUGUAUUUUUGAGAGAAGUCAUCACAAUGCUAGUGUUUGUGAAUGCAAGUUUGAAAUACCAGGGUUUGUUCCGAUGGAGAUCUUCUGUACUACACUUCUGCAGGGAGUGAAUGUUUUAUUCACAAAAAAUUUUUCAACUCUGGAGUUCAUCAAACCAAAAACUCCAGCUAUCUUAUCGGUGCAGAAGACUCCAAAUGGAGACUUUAAAGUAACUUGGGACAACAAGUACAAGGAUAAAACUAGAUAUUUUGCACAAAGUUUGAGUAUAGAGCUGACUUAUGGCAUCAAAGGAGGAAAAGACACAGUGUCCAAAAUGGUGAUGGACAGUAUGGGAUUCUAUGAGAUUGUGGGUAGAAAUCUCCAGCCAAAUACCGACUACAUUCUGACAGCAAGAGUGAAAACAAACUAUAACAAUAAUGAGAUAUUUAGUGACCGAAGCACACCAUAUGAAUUCACUACUUCUCCGUCCCUUAGUGAAAUACUCAAAAUAGUAAUUCCAGGUGUAUGUGUUGGUUUGAUCAUUAUAAUAUUCAUUAUCUUCAUCUGCUUUUUCAGAAUCAAGAGGAUGUGGUGGGACAAGAUCACCAAGCCAGAAAUAGAUCCAAACCUUGGAAAACAGAAGGGUCACAUGUUGCCUCCUUCCAAUAUGAAGUUCUCCCCAGUCGUUGUUGAGAUUCCAAAACUGGACCUCCAGGAAGAAAAGAAAUGGUUAGUAGCGUUGUCGGAAGAUACAAACAAUGAACAAAGUUUCAAUAGUGUUGACUCGACUCAUAGUGUGGAUUAUGGUCAGGCGUGCUCUGGUAUCCAGGAACAGAAUAUGAGCAUACUAACACGCACCAUGCUUGCCCUGCAAGAGCUGCCAUUGUUACCCACUAACACUGUGAUACCAAGCAAAAGUCUAGAUAUUGGUUCCCAAAGAGAAAGCAAUAGUGCAAACAGAGAUUCGGGGAAUGGCUCAGGGUCAUCGUUUUUAAGAAACAAUUCCUAUUUGGAAUCAUCAGUCCCAGAUGAUUCUUCAUUCUUAGAUAUCUCUUUUGAUCCUUCAUAUCAGUCUUACAAGAGGGAAUUUUUUAAUCCGGACCCAGUAGACUGCCUUAAGACCCAGCUUAAUUCUGCUAUUGUGGAAGAUGGAUAUCAGGACAUAGGAAAUGUAAAUCAUGCAAACGGUAGCUCUGAUGUUAAUGAGAAGUUCAUCAUGAAAAAUCUUAUCACCUCUAAAAAUCCACUGUAUCCUUGUUUGACUCCCCAUGAUGAUGGCAUCACCCCAAGUAGUGAUUGCUACCAGGAUUUCCAAAGCUUAUCGAAAAACACAGGAGAACAAUGGAGCCCUACCACGUGUGCUGAAAUAGCACUUGGGGAGUGUGGAGCACUGAAAAUCCCUCAAACCGUUUUGGGUACUGACCAUACACCCACAUCAGUUCAACAAAGUUCUUGGACCUCUUCUUUGCAUAUCUCACCCUGCAUUCAAAUGGACAGUUCCUAUCAUUCUGUUUAACUCUGCAGUCAAAACAGAUACAAGGUAAACGCUUGUAACGUUGCAUUAAUUUUCUGUGUAAUCUCAUGGGAUGUUACACUUGCAGUGAAUUUUGAUGAAUCAUUCAUUUGAAAGCAUGACCUGUGACAACUAAAUUAAGGGUUUCAAAAAGGGGUUCUCACAGCGAUGCCAUAAAAGUACCAUUUUUGGUUUUUAAGAAACUUUUUCCACCACAAAAAACAUUUUGUAUUAUGGAAAGGUCCCAUUGAUGGAAGAGGUUUUUCAUGGAACCAUACAUGCUAAUAUAUUUUUAAUAUAUGUUUAAAUCUUUUAGACACCGAGCCGAAACCUUAAACACUGGCUUAAAUGCUUCAAUCAUGAUGCCAGUGUUUGACAUUUUAAAGUCACAUUUGAUAAGGCAUAUUUGAAAGGCAUUAUGAUAAGGUCAAAUGGUAUCCUCUUCAGUAUUAGAAAACAAAGUGAACUGAACCUGUAUUUUUCAAUUUUUUUGCCCUGUAUAUACAAUAACUUUUGGUUUGGAUGACAUUGUUACUUCUUGUUGUUUGUGGUCGAGGAUUAUGAUAUUGUCACUAUUUUUGUAACAGCAAACUGUUUAAUAGUCACUCAGACCUCUUAACAAUACUACUACUAUUGCAAAAAAAAAAAAAGAAAAAAGUAUUUGACUGUAUAUUUUCCUUGUACAGGUGCAUCUCAAAUUAGAAUGUCGUGGAAAAGUUCAUUUAUUUCAGUAAUUCAACUCAAAUUGUGAAACUCGUGUAUUAAAUAAAUUCAAUGCACACAGACUGAAGUAGUUUAAGUCUUUGGUUCUUUUAAUUGUGAUGAUUUUGGCUCACAUUUAACAAAAACCCACCAAUUCACUCUCUCAAAAAAUUAGAAUACAUCAUAAGACCAAUAAAAAAAAAAACAUUUUUAGUGAAUUGUUGGCCUUCUGGAAAGUAUGUUCAUUUACUGUAUAUGUGCUCAAUACUUGGUAGGGGCUCCUUUUACUUUAAUUACUGCCUCAAUUCGGCGUGGCAUGGAAGUGAUCAGUUUGUGGCAUUGCUGAGGUGGUAUGGAAGCCCAGGUUUCUUUGACAGUGGCCUUCAGCUCAUCUGCAUUUUUUGGUCUCUUGUUUCUCAUUUUCCUCUUGACAAUACCCCAUAGAUUCUCUAUGGGGUUCAGGUCUGGUGAGUUUGCUGGCCAGUCAAGCACACCAACACCAUGGUCAUUUAACCAACUUUUGGUGCUUUUGGCAGUGUGGGCAGGUGCCAAAUCCUGCUGGAAAAUGAAAUCAGCAUCUUUAAAAAGCUGGUCAGCAGAAGGAAGCAUGAAGUGCUCCAAAAUUUCUUGGUAAACGGGUGCAGUGACUUUGGUUUUCAAAAAACACAAUGGACCAACACCAGCAGAUGACAUUGCACCCCAAAUCAUCACAGACUGUGGAAACUUAACACUGGACUUCAAGCAACUUGGGCUAUGAGCUUCUCCACCCUUCCUCCAGACUCUAGGACCUUGGUUUCCAAAUGAAAUACAAAACUUGCUCUCAUCUGAAAAGAGGACUUUGGACCACUGGGCAAUAGUCCAGUUCUUCUUCUCCUUAGCCCAGGUAAGACGCCUCUGAUGUUGUCUGUGGUUCAGGAGUGGCUUAACAAGAGGAAUAUGACAACUGUAUCCAAAUUCCUUGACACGUCUGUGUGUGGUGGCUCUUGAUGCCUUGACCCCAGCCUCAGUCCAUUCCUUGUGAAGUUCACCCAAAUUCUUGAAUCGAUUUUGCUUGACAAUCCUCAUAAGGCUGCGGUUCUCUCGGUUGGUUGUGCAUCUUUUUCUUCCACACUUUUUCCUUCCACUCAACUUUCUGUUAACAUGCUUGGAUACAGCACACUGUGAACAGCCAGCUUCUUUGGCAGUGAAUGUUUGUGGCUUACCCUCCUUGUGAAGGGUGUCAAUGAUUGUCUUCUGGACAACUGUCAGAUCAGCAGUCUUCCCCAUGAUUGUGUAGCCUAGUGAACCAAACUGAGAGACCAUUUUGAAGGCUCAGGAAACCUUUGCAGGUGUUUUGAGUUGAUUAGCUGAUUGGCAUGUCACCAUAUUCUAAUUUUUUGAGAUAGUGAAUUGGUGGGUUUUUGUUAAAUGUGAGCCAAAAUCAUCACAAUUAAAAGAACCAAAGACUUAAACUACUUCAGUCUGUGUGCAUUGAAUUUAUUUAAUACACGAGUUUCACAAUUUGAAUUGAAUUACUGAAAUAAAUGAACUUUUCCACGACAUUCUAAUUUAUUGAGAUGCACCUGCAUAUAGCUAGUACUUCUCUGACUCUAACUAUUCUCAAUUGCAUGCUUGCUAUCUUUUGACCAUGGCAUUCUAACACAAGAAAAGUAAAGCACUUUGUUUUUUAAAGCACCUUUAAAAAAAGAGUGAUAUAAAUGUAAAAAUGUUACAUAUUGUUCUAAUAUGAUUCUUUUCAAGUAAAACUUCAUAUUAGUGAAAUAGA